AAAAUGGCCAUUACGGUAUUUAGCAUACGAAUUACGCGACUUGACAAAUAAUUAUUAUUUAUUAUUAAUGUGUCUUGAAGCUUGAAGGUGAUGGUCGUAAUACGUCCAUAGCCAGUAAUUUAUCGAGUGUUUAAUUUUUAUUUUCAACCAAAUUUCAUUAUUUUAAAUUUAUUUUUUUAAAUAUAUAUAUAUAUAUUGUUAACUAUACAAGUAUCGAAUCAUCAACAAGCAUAUUCCUGAUAGUCUCCGAUCACCAUAAUCAUCAUCACUUAUAAAUAAUAAUAAUAAUAAUUAUUAUUAUCUUUAUUAAACGCGUCUUUGCGUUUAAAUAAUUAUCCUCGGAUUAAGUGAGUAUCAAUGUUGUCUGGCAAUGGUGUGUAAAGAGAAUGUCGUGUCAUGGUUUGGAAACUUGUCCAGUCAUAAGAGAAUCGAUAUUAUGUGCACAUUAUUAAAUAUGUGCCUGCCAUUUGAAGUCCGAUAUCUGGGUACUUGUAUUGAAGAUCGGGGCAAGCGUGACUACAAUGAUUUACGUGAUACUGAGCAUCAUGCUAAUAAUCCUGCUGAUUUAGCAGAAUUAGCAAAUCUCGGUGGUGUUACUGACACACGUGCUCGACGUAAACUGGUUCUCUAUGUAGCUUUACUUCAUGGAUGCAAUUAUGAAUGUGCCAAGACAUUUUAUAAAAGUCUUGCUAAUUUUGAUACCCAAGAAAUGGCUAAUUCAUUGGCCAAUCAGGACGAACCACUUGAAGAAUUAAUUCUUUUGUAUACAAUGGCAUUAAAUCAUCCGGCUUUUAGUUAUGAUCAGAAAACAACAUUUGGUAAUAUAUUUUUGAAAUUAAAGGAAGAAGAAGAAUCACGUAUUAAUGCUAAGCAAAUAAAUAGUGGAUAUAAACCGGGAUUACCACCAGGAUGUGGACCUUGUGGAUCUAAUGAACGUUUGUGUGAUCAAGGAUUAGAUGCUGGGGGUAUGUCAGGUAUGAUGCCACCACCGAUACAACAGCAACACCAACAGCAACACUAUGCUGAUAUAUUCCGUGGAAAUCCAAUGGUAGCUGGUGGAAUCCCACCAAAUAUGUCAAUGCCACCACCACCACCACCAGGACUUUGUUUACCACCAGCAGAACAAAUUAUAAAUCAUCCACAAAAUCAUAAUCCAGCUCAGUAUCUUCACUUGGGAUUCCCAGCAAUUAAUUCGAUAGGACCCUGGACUGGACAAACUCCAAUGAUGAUUGGAAAUAAUCACCAUCAUUAUCAUCAUCAUCAAAUGAUGUAUCAUACUGCAGCACCCAGUGGUGAUAUGAUUGUUUAUCCUGCAUCCCCAUUGGUUAGUCGUCCAUCUUCACCGGUUUCAAAUCAUCCACCACCUCCUUCAAGAUCACCACCAAGUCGCAGUGAUUCACCAGGUCGUCGCAGUAUUCGUUCUUGGUCUAUUGAAGAACGUACAUCUAAUGCUAAUCAAACAAACACAACCAGUACUACAACAAGAAAUGUUACUUCAUCAAAUCAAUCUGGAUCUGGAUCAAGAUCUGCUCCUCCAGUUACACUUACUCCAAUGACUACACCAACUUCUGGUGCAUAUUCACGUCACAACAGUCUUACUCCCAGUACCAGUACUAGUACAACAUCUUCAACUUCAUCUAUUAAAAAUAAUAAUAAUAAUAAUAAUCCACCAGCUAAAUUAAGAUCUCCUUCAACAUCAAUCACUGGUACUGCUCCAACAAUAAACAAUGACACUUUACGUGAAACCCUCGGCAAAGAAAUGCCAAAUUAUAAAGCCUGUCUGCAAAAUUAUUCAAUGGAAGAGAUAAGAAGAAUAAGUGACGAAGAACUGAGAGAAAUUGGUUUGACACAAAACGCAGUAGGUCAGCUUAGAAAUAUUAUACGUCCUCAAAGUUCAACUUCAACAAACGGCCAAAAUCAAAUCGACAAAAACAAAAUUGAUAAUUAUUCGGCAACUGAACAAACUGAUGAGAUUUCACAGCAGCAGCAAGAAGUUAAUGAAUUUUAUAGUCCGAAAAUUCCUGGACCAGCGUUACCAUUUUUUCAAGAUUUCCAUCAGUCAAUUCAUCAUCAUCACCACCAUCAUCACCAUCACCACAGUCAUCUUGCAAAUAUUACUAGCAUCAGACGUUACCAGACAAUGCAGCCACCGCCGAUGGAUCCUAAUCAACAGCUGUCUGUUUUUCCACCGCCUUCAGUGUACGCGACUCAGAAUCCUUGCUAUGCUUGUCUUACAGUUCCUGCUGCUGCUGCUACGACUACUGUCGGCAUGCAAAAUCGCUAUCCCAGGUGCAAUGCACAACACAUGUACUGCGUAGCACAAUUACAAGCAUUGAGAUUAGACGCAGACAGUAGUCGUCAUUGUUCACAGAGCAGUAGUUCAGAUGGUAGUACUGGUAGUAGAUCACCACCAGGUACACCACCGGCAGUUUGGUCUGGCAACUCGACAUUGAUAGCAACCAGUACUGUCAUAAAUGAAAAUACAUCAGUGACAACAACAACAGUUACUGCAACAUCAAAUACUAGUGAACAGACACCUGGUACUUCAGUAUUGUCUUAUUCAACAGUUGCAUUAUCUCGGCAAAAUACUUCAGCUAUUCAACAACAGCAACAACAGCAGCAGCAGCAAAUUAAUAAUGAUCGCGCGCGAAGUAUGAAAAAAAAUCAAAUGAGACCGAAAAAUCAAAUGAUUAAUGGAGUGACUAAUAAUUCAAGUUGUUCAGUAUCACCUGCUCCAAUACCACUAUCGUCAUCAAUUAAUUUAUCAACACCCCCACCACAACAACAACAACAACAACAACAACAACAACAACAACAACAACAACAGCAGCAGCAACAACAUAUGUCAGGAUUUCAAUCAACGGGAAAUCAUCCAAUAACAUUUUUACCACAUGGCAAUCAUCAUUUUCCUGGUACAACACCAAGAUUACCAUUAAAUAAUACAAAUAUAUAUUCAACAAAUUAUUCCCACACUAUUUAUUCACGACCAACUGUAACAAUGGCACCAGGAUUUCAACCAACAACACCACAGGGUUUUCAACAAAAUGGUGAAUUAAUUUAUCAGUAUCCACAACCAGGUACACCACCACCACCACCUCCAUUACCACCUCCAGGAAUAGUAACAGGUCUUAUACCAAUGGGUCAUCAUCAAAAAAUAUCAUGCUACAAUUGUGGUAGUAACAGUCAUCUUGCUGUUGAUUGCAAAGAACAAACAAUGGAAGAUCUUACCAGGCGAGCUCAAUAUCGACUGGAUUUCACGAUACCCAAACAAUCUACAGACUGUCCCAAUGAUGAAUAAUCACCUAAUUGACCUCUUUAAUCUUUUAAUAAUAUAAAUAAUUAUAAUUAUUAAUAUAAAAUAUUAAUCAUCACGAGUGUGUUACAAGUGUUAGGGGGUAAGCUUUUAUUUUAUUUUUCGUUUUUUUUUUUAAAUUUUAAAUUUAGAUUGUGUCUUAAUAGAAAAGUGGGCGUGACUAUCGUUUAUAUAUAUACGAUUUAUUUUUAAGAGAACAGUAUCUCAGAACCUGCCAAUUAAUUUGUAUUAUAAAUCAGCUACUAACGAUCUGUAAAUUUUAAAAAACAAAAAUAAUAAUAAUAGUGAUAGUAGAAUAGAAAAAAAACGAAAAAAAAAGAAUAAAAAAAAGGACAAAACAAAAAUAAAAAAAAAGUAAUUGUAUAAUUGCUCAUUAUUUAUCGUACUAUCAUUCAAGUUUGUAAUUAGACUUGAUUAUUUUUUUUUCCGAUUAUUUUGUCGGCUUUAAUCUUAAUCAUUAAUUAUUAUUAUUAUUAUUUUGUGUGUUGAUUGCUUUAGAUUUAUAAACGAUUGCAACGAAUUUACGCUAAUGGCCGAGUGACUUUGUUGUUGUUGUUAUUAUUUUUUCUUCACUUCAAAUUUUAAAACAUAAUUUUUUUAUCGAAUUUAAAUUGGCCUUUUUUUUCUUUUUUUUUUUUUACUAAAAUUUGUAUUUACUUUUUGAUCGACUUAAUAUUAAUUUUUUUGCAUUUUUAAGUCUGCAUAAUAAUCAAGUUUUUUUUUAUUAUCAAUGAGCUUUGUUUUUUUUCUUUUUUCUUUUUUUUUUUUUUUUUUUUUUUUUUAAAUCGGAUCUUUUUUUAAAUCGCGAGAAUGUAAAAAUAAUUGACGUGUAUAAAAAAAAAUGAUAACAAUUAUCCAGCAGAAUGUACAGAUAAAUAAAUUUAAAAAAUACAUAUGAUUUAUUAAAUUUAUAAUGUAUUGUAUGUACAUACAUAUAUUUGCAAUAUAACAAUAUAUAUAUAAAUAAUAAUAAUAAAUUUAAAAAAAUAAAAAAAAUUGUGAUGUAUUGCAAUAGAUUUGUAGACUCUGUUAUCUGUGCGGAUUUGAAAUUUACAAAAUAUUUUAAUCUUGUGUAAUAAAAUAUUUAU
Molecule: messenger RNA, 4401 nt
Organism: Microplitis mediator
Lineage: Eukaryota; Metazoa; Arthropoda; Insecta; Hymenoptera; Braconidae
Product: alpha-protein kinase 1-like
Exons: 6
Coding region: 371-3298 (975 amino acids)
Molecular function (GO): zinc ion binding; nucleic acid binding
Source: RefSeq, a predicted model, not a curated record